This is a messenger RNA of Symbiodinium pilosum, 3228 nucleotides long. The record is from the annotation of a GenBank genome assembly. NCBI's taxonomy places the organism in Eukaryota, Dinophyceae, Suessiales, Symbiodiniaceae.
AUGCGAAGUGUGGUCAGCGAGAGCAAGCCGGCCGAAGCAGCUGCAAGCGACCCGGCUGCGGCCUCAGGGCAGCCCCAGGCGCAGGUGCAGCAGGUGCAGCAGGUGCAGGUGCAGCAGGUACAGCCCAGCCAAACAUCGAGUUCAUCGGGCGCAUCCGCGUCUUCACAAGACUCGGGCAAAGGAGGCAGCAAGGGCCCAGCGGCUCCAAGCAAAGGCAAAGGAGCCAAGGGUGCAAAAGGCAAAGGAAAAGGCGUGCCCCCUCUGCCUGUUGCAAAGGGCAAGGGCAAGGCUCAGCCAAAGGCUUCUGCCAAUGCACUGCCCUUUGGCAAACGCUUGAACAUGAGGGACUCAGGUGCCCUUCCUCAAACAGCCAGAGGCGAACAGCCCAGCAUUUUUCAGGGGCUUUUUGCGAAAAGAGCUGGCCAUGCACAGGAGGAUAUCGAUACCCUCUGCUCCUUGUUCUCGGAGAGCAAAGCAUCUGCGAGCACAGCCCAAGCUGCACCCGUUCAGGGGAAUGUUUCCAAGGCAGCUCCACGGAAAAUCCUGCCGGAUGAGAAGGCGAGGAACUGCGCCAUCGUUCUGCGCGGCCUACCUCUGCGGGGACCUGACCUGGUGGAAGCUGUGAGGUUGCUGGAGCCUGGUCCGCUAGAACAAGAUCAUCUUGAACGACUGGCUGUUAUUAUGCCUGAGCCGAAGGUGAUGUCGGAGAUCCAGAGUGCCGGCGAGGACGGUCUUGCGCCCUUGAGGGACGUGGAGCGGGCCAUGGUGCCUUUUAGCCAGCUGGGGCGCUUGCAAGAAAGGCUCAAAGCCCUCAUACUAGCUGCCAACCUGCAGGGGCAGGAACUAAGACUCAUGGGGCAAAUGCAAGUCGUCAAGGCAGCAUGCAAACAGAUUGGUGAGUCCAGCAGCUUGAAGCACGUCCUGGCCACCGUUCUGGUGAUGUACAAUUAUGUGAACUUUGGACAAGUGGGACGAUCUCAUGCCCAUGCGUUUGACAUUGCGAACCUGCUGCAUCUCAACGAGUUUCGAGCAGACCGUGGAGCACCUGCUCCGUUUCCCAAGUUCUCAGCGCUUCACUACGUGGCGAUGAGGCUUCUUGCUGAUGAGUCUGUGCAGUCCAUUCGCACUCUGAAGACUGAGCUGGGACGUGUUUCGGAAGCCGCCGGCGUGUGUCUCCAGCAUGUUGCGACUUCCAUUGAGCAGUUGAACAAAGACAUUGAGAAACUGCGGGAAGAGCAGCGGGCCAAUGCGAGCGUUUAUGGUGGUGCUGUUGAGGAGCCAGCUCCUCCUUCUCCAGAGCAUGCGCCGCCAGCCACCCCGCCAGUUGCGCGCCGCUUGACAGAGCUGAGCGAGGUCUCGGAAUGUGAAGAAAUCACGCCGAGAGUUGAUUUGGUUCCACAGCAGACUCCUCGUUGUGGUGCCCGAGCGGUGACCUGGCUUCGUCAGGCCAUGGGCCAGAUGGGACCGGCAGAGCUUGGGGACCUCGCACGAGGAGCACCUCAGCAAUGCCCGAGUUCUGCCUGGCUGAUGCUUAACGACGGAACCCGCAUGCGCAAAGUGUAUGUGACCUUGUCUGAGCUGGGCGUCUUGUGCUACGCUGAGAGUAUGGCAAGCCCCGAGUCGGUGCGUUGUCUCCCAGUGAUUGGGGCAAAAGUCUGCCAUGCACAGGCUCCAAACAGUUUCCAAAUCAGCUGCUUGGAGAAACCUGGCUGCGGGAGUGAGAUGGUCUACUCCUUCCAAGCUCCGGAUCUACAGGCAUCUCUAAUGUGGCAGGAAGCCCUGAGGGCUGCUUCCGUCCAGAAGGGAGCCGGGUGGCUGGAAGUACGGAGCGCCUUCAGCUGGAAGUGCCGCUGGGUGGUCGUCCUGACAGUACACCCAAGCCAUUCGAGCCGGAGUGCCUCCAGGUUUUCGGCUGGGAGCCGCUCCUCUCUGUGCGUUGGCUCUCGGUGGCUUCUCUGGUCCUGCAGUCCCGAAGACAUGUUGGUCGGAGAGAUUUGUGGCAGUGUUGAGCUUGGAAGCACAGAGGUCUUCAAUCGAAACUGCCGUGCCCACAGCUUCAGGGUUGGUUACCUGCAGCACAGUCGCGGCGGAGAGGCUCUGUCGAAUCUCUCACUGCGAGCGCGCAGCGAAGCAGAAGUUGACAGAUGGGUUGAGUGCAUACGCUGCUCACAACCUUCGCAGCCAACGCCACCGCCUGUGGUGGACACUCCGUCCUGCUCGCGCGAGCCAAUUUCGCACAGAAGCUCUGAGUGCUCCAUAUCGUCGCCGGGCAGCGUAGGCCAGCGAGUCUUCGUUCCACGUUUGAACUUGGGCGCAUGCUCCCGCCUCGAAAGCGCAAGAAGCAGCCAGAGCAAAGCAACGGCGAGCACAGCGGCCUCCACGCCUUCGCCGCAGAAGGAGACGCGAAAGACAAAGAAGCGAGGGCAGCCGCGAGAAACGCUGUGGACUGAAAUUCAUCGUGACAUCAUUACUCCUAGACCUGGCAUGGCCAGAGCCCCACGCAUCUCAGAAGCGCAGUGCGACGGAUCCAGCUCCGAGGAGACAGAUUCGGGUUCCGAGGGCACCCAGGAAACCACCUCGGAACCAGCUGCUGAACCUGUGGAGCCACCCUGCCGUAGCGGCGCUGCUUCGGACGAUCUGCUCGUGACAGCCCGGCGACCGCUCAAUGCAGACGUGUCGACCUACGAGCGGAUGACAGCACUGGCAGACGAGGCCGAGGGCUCGGCCCAGCGUAUGGCCACAAGCCUGACGGAGACACUGGAGGAGGGCAGACAGCUUCUGGUCUUCUUGGGGCAGAAGCCGCCGGAGAUCACCAGCAGUGAAACAGCGCCAGCAGAACUGGGUGGCAGUGUCCGUGGUGUGUUCGACACUGUCAGCAAGUUUGUUGGCCUUCUGGAAGGCGCUGUGGCAGAUGUGGAAAAGUUUCAGAGAGGGACCGAUGGACGCUCCAGUGCUGUUGCUUCAUCGGUCUCGUCAGCCAACUAUGGCUUCCAUCGACGUCGAAAACGUGCUGUGACCGAGACCGAGCAGUGCAAGCAGUUAGCCCGUGACAGCAUUCUUCGAGCAAUAAGUCGGGCGUGCAAAGUGGACAUGCCCGUGAAAGCCGCAGCAAAGCGCGUGGCAAGACGAGUCACAGUACCAUCCUUACUAGCCUCAUCAUCCUCACCACCACGGCAUGAGGUGAAGAAGGCUGCUACUACAAGCUUCGCAUUCGACGAGCUUGACUGA